AUGAACUCUUCUUGGCCCGGUGGACUAUCCUGGCUGCAGUUUCCCUUUCCCUGUGGUGAUGAACAUCUUCCUUUCCCUCUCGGAAGCUUAGAAGGAGUAAACAUGCCGCCUGUAAAACAGUAUGCGAAAUCCAUAACUGCUGUGGCGGUAGCAAAUGAAAAUGGUCACACCGUUGUAUUUCUAGGGACCUCGAAUGGCGAAGUCAUUAAGAUUUUUAUGCGAGAUGGAGCCGAAGAGUAUGGGACUGUUCAGGUCUGGAGCAAUUCUGUAAGAGGUGAACUUGUCUUUAGUGCAAAAGAAGAACAUUUGUAUGUUUUAUCAACAAAUAAGGUAACUUACAUUCCUGUUCAGACGUGCAAUGAUUACAAGGACUGUCAAUCUUGCAUGAAGUCACGAGACCCCUACUGUGGCUGGUGUGUAACAGAAGGAGAGUGUAAAAGGAAGUCUACAUGCUCAAGAGCUGAAGAAAAGAACCAUUGGCUGUGGAGCUUUAGUAAUGAAUGUGUCAGCAUUGUGGGUGUCGACCCUGAAUUUCUAAGCAUAGAAGAGGACCAUCCAAAGGUCUUGUUUACCACAAAUUUAUUCCCAGAUGUAUCUGAUGAUGAUAAAGUUUUGUGCAAAUUUGGCGAUGAUAAGAGACAAUUAGAACCGGAUGCUUACAAUAACACACAUGUAUCUUGUUUACCUCCACGUUCAGCAAAAAUUCCUCCAACCACCGGCUCUGAAGAUUAUGUAUUGGUUCCAGUGGAGCUUUUCCUUCAAACACCGUCACAUUCAAUAAUGGUCACAUCAGCAAAUUACACUUUCUACAACUGUAGUGCUGCUAUGAGUCUUUUUGAAAAUACUCCGUGUAUUUCUUGUGUUGGUAGCAAGUGGAAGUGUCAGUGGAAUCAAAAGGACCAUCGAUGUGUACAACCCACCAGCAGUGAUGAAAAUAGUAUACAGGCUGAGGAGAACUGUCCACAGUUUUUCAAUACAACUCCUCUCACACCUUUAUCUGUGGAGCAUGAAAGCAGAAUAAACUUUGAAGGAAAGAAUUUGGGACUUUAUGAGGGGAAAAGCUUCAUUGUUGGUAAUAAAGAUAUGGACUUCAGAGCUUCACUUAAGACCGAGGGUGACACGUACUACUUUACUACAGAAAAGUUUUCCUUGUCAAGCAGUGAAUCUGUACCACUUUUAUUCUACAUUGAAGAAGGAGAAAGUAAAAAUAAAAUUGACAGUGUGCUAAACGUUACCCUUUACAACUGCUCAUACGGUCGAAACGACUGCAGCAAAUGCCUUGCGGCUAAUGCAGAGUAUCAGUGUGUCUGGUGUGAUGUGGCAGGACAUCAAGUGUGCGUUUUCACGGAGUCUUGUAAGACUAAGAAAUAUGAUGACUGUCCAACUCCAACAAUAACUAAAAUUACCCCAAAUUCUGGCCCCCUUGGAGGUGGUAUAUUUGUGACUAUAAGUGGAUAUAAUUUAGGGAGAAAAGCAGAUGAUAUCAAAAACAUCACAAUUGCAAACAUUCCCUGCGAAUUUGAAAGGAAACUGUAUUCUGUCUCUGACAGGAUUGUGUGUAAAACUGGUAAUACUAAUGCUACCACCAAAGGUGGUGUUAGAGUAACCAUAAACCCUGAAAAGACGGGCUUUUCUGACGUUAUGUUUGAGUACAGGGAACCUAAAGUUCAUGAAAUUCACCCCAACAAAGGUAUUCGCGAUGGAGGAACAAACAUUACAAUCUCUGGUACACAUUUAAAUACAGCUUCAAUGGACGAUGUUAGUGUCUCACUAGGUGGCGUAAACUUGGAGGACGAAACAUUACUGUGACUGGAGAAGGGUUUUCUGCAGUGAGUCAUUCAUUUAUGGAGGUGCACACCACACCGAAUUCACAUAGGAGGAGGAGGAAGAAGAGAUCUUUAACAUCGGUGGUGAAGACGGCUGCUGUGCGUAUGGAUGGUGACAGUACUGUUAUAUUUUCUUCUCCAACCAUAGCUCAUAAUCCAUAUGAGUCUAGAAUUCGUGUAUAUGUCAUCAUGGAUGGCUUUAGUGAGGAUAUUCCUUCAGAAGGCAAUGCCUAUAUCUUCAUAUAUCACCCUGAUCCUGUGUUUGAGAGUUAUAAUGAAUCAAAUAUUCAAGGAAACACUGUUAUCACUGUUAAGGGAAGUGGUCUCAUUUCUGCAAUGACUGCAGAAGAAGCUGAGGUAUAUGUGGGAGACAAGAGAUGCAGUAAACAGACUCUCACUGAUACUAAUUUGUUUUGCGAACUUAGCGUUCAGGACAUUGAAGCUCUUAGUAGUACAAAGGAUACCCCCCUGUUUAAGGUGAAAUUUGGAAAUAGAAUUUGGGUAUUGGGCAAAGUAAUGUUUGCCUCUCCAGUACCUCUGAAUGUCAUUUUACCUUUGAUAAUAAUUCCUAUGGUGGCAAUCAUCUUCAUCGCAGUCAUCUGCUACAGACGAAAAAGCCAGCAGGCUGAGCGAGAAUAUGAGAAAAUUAAAUCACAGCUUGAAGGUCUGGAGGAAAGUGUAAGAGAUCGAUGCAAGAAGGAAUUCACAGAUCUUAUGAUUGAGAUGGAAGAUCAGACGAAUGAUGUCAACGAAGCAGGAAUCCCGUUUUUAAACUACAAAACAUACACAGACCGUGUCUUCUUUUUGCCAUCCAAAGAUGGAGAAAAUGAUGUCAUGAUAACCGGUAAAAUCGACAUUCCUGAGUCUCGACGCCAGGCUGUGGAAAAUGCUUUGAAUCAGUUCUCUAAUCUGCUGAAUAGCAAAUUAUUUCUCACCAAUUUUAUUCAUACACUGGAAGGUCAAAAGGAAUUUUCUGCCAGAGAAAAGGUAUAUUUUGCAAGCUUGCUUACUGUUGCUUUACAUGGAAAGUUGGAGUAUUACACAGACAUCAUGAGGACGCUGUUUUUGGAGUUAAUGGAGCAGUAUGUGGCCAAGAACCCCAAGUUAAUGCUUAGACGGUCAGAGACUGUUGUGGAACGAAUGCUUGCCAACUGGAUGUCAAUCUGCCUGUACAGUUUCCUUAAGGAUUCUGCAGGUGAACCCCUCUACAGAUUGUUCAAAGCAAUCAAGCAUCAAGUAGAGAAAGGGCCUGUUGAUGCUGUGCAGAAGAAGGCCAAGUAUACGCUGAACGACACUGGACUAUUAGGAGACGAUGUCGAAUACUCAACACUGACUGUGAAUGUAUUUAUUCAAGGUGAUGUAGCAGAAGUGACACCUGUCAAGGUGCUGAACUGUGAUACAGUCUCUCAAGUUAAAGAAAAAAUAAUCGAUCAAGUCUACAGAAACGUACCAUUCUCACAAAGACCAAAGUCGGAAACAGUGGCACUUGAGUGGCGUCCAGGUUCUACAGGUCAGAUCUUGUCUGAUUUGGAUUUAACAUCGAUAACAGAAGGAAGGUCCAAACGACUAAAUACCCUAAAACACUACAAUGUUCAAGACGGUACAACUCUGGUUCUUACAAAAGCAGUACUCACCCAGCAGCAGGAGGACCACCAGCAAGAUAUUUACAGUGAAAAAAAUGCACUAUUAGAGGAUGACAGCAAAACCUGGCAUUUAGUCCGGCCUGCAGAUGAAGUUGAUGAAAGUAAGUCAAAGAGAGGGAGUCUUAAAGAAAAAGAACGGACCAAAGCCAUAACUGAAAUCUACCUAACAAGACUACUCUCUGUAAAGGGUACACUGCAAAACUUUGUGGAUGAUUUCUUCCAAAGUGUGCUUAGCUCAAAUCAGGUAGUGCCUCCAGCAGUAAAAUAUUUCUUUGAUUUCCUUGAUGAGCAAGCAGAAAAGCAUGGCAUUAUAGAUGAAGACACAAUACACAUAUGGAAAACAAACAGCUUACCACUGAGGUUCUGGGUUAACAUCUUGAAAAACCCCCACUUCAUCUUCGAUGUUCAUGUGCAUGAAGUAGUCGAUGCAUCGCUUUCAGUUAUUGCACAGACCUUCAUGGAUGCCUGCACAAGAACAGAGCACAAACUCAGCCGAGAUUCUCCGAGCAACAAAUUACUUUAUGCAAAAGAGAUAUCAGCAUAUAAGAAGAUGGUGGAAGACUACUACAGAGGAAUCCGACAGAUGGUACAAGUAAGCGAUCAAGACAUGAAUACACAUUUAGCCGAGGUGUCUCGGGCCCAUACAGAGUCAUUAAAUACACUUGUCUCACUAUAUCAGCUUUACCAAUAUGCCAGCAAAUACUAUGAUGCGAUUAUUAAUGCACUAGAAGGAGAUCCUGCCUCCCAAAAGAUGCAGCUUGCCUUUCGCCUACAACAGAUAGCAGCCGCAGUAGAAGAUAAAGUCACGGACCUUUAACUGGGGGUACUACAUCCACACUAAUAAAUCCGAAGUGCAGAUGUUUAAAUUUAUUCUUCGUUGUAGGGGAUAUAGUAUUAUAUUUUUAUUACGUGGUUCAGUUUCUAAAUGACACUAGUUUUUGCUGUCUGAACUGCACUGUAAAAUAGCUUUUGUACUGUAACUUAUGCCGGUAAUUACCUGUAUUUGUAUGUAAACGAAAUAGUUGAAGUGGCACACUGAUGGGGUGGGAUAAAAGGGAAACUGCCUAAACAUGGAAGAAUAUACUUUUUUAUUAAGUGGCAUGAUUUGAAUCAUCAGCAUUUUUUAUAAUUUUAUAUGCAGUUACACCGAAUUCUUUAGCUGUCUUUAUAUCAAAGCAAUAUGUGUCAAUGGGCAUGUUUUAAAUAGCAUUGCAGUUUCCAUUUAGCUUUGUUUGAAAUGAGUUACCUAAAAUUGGUCAGUUAAUUAAUGUUGUAAUUUUCUGCCAAAGUGCCAGACUGUAGAAGAUAAGCCUUUCUGUGAAACUUGAUUCCUACAUACCACAGAUUUUUUUUAGCAUGAAAUGUAGUUUUUAAAUGUGAAUUUUUUUGAUAAAUUAUGUAUAUUUUAUCCCAUAUUUGACAUGUCUUCAUAAGAAGAAAGGUACUUUUUCUUUUGGGAUUACUAGCUAAACAUUGAAAUCCAUAGAUUUACAAGUUACUAAUUCAUCCCUUGUAAGUGAGGAGACGUACUCUAGUCAAAGGUAUGAGCGUAGGUUGACCCAGUUCAGUGUGUGCCCUUGGCUUUCUUUUGUCUUUACUUUUACUUUACAUAUGCUGAUGUGCCUUAUCUUAACUGAUCUGUAAUGAAUUUGCUGUUCGGAUACUUUGAAGUAAAUACUUGAGACUGUUUCAUUUCCAUGCUGUUGAAUAUGUGCAAAAACGACGACUACAGAAUUUUUGUAAUUAUUGUGACUUCUCUAACCAUUGUGGAUUUUUUAAAAAUUGCUUUAGGCAUUUUCAAGUUGAAGAUAUUGUAAUAUUUUAAAUAUUUUUUUAUUUGGUGGGGGAGUUAGCAGAUUGAAAAUAUCUUGUUUUUAUGUGUGUUACUUUAAUGUAAAUAGCAGUCAUAUAAAGAAAACAAAUCCUGUGUAUUCAUACCACUAAAUUUGUAUAACAUGUUGAUACUUUUGAACGCUGCUGCAGAUCGACAUGAUCUAAAGCCACUAAUCUCAAAAAGUAAACAAUUUCCAUGAAUAGUA
Protopterus annectens (West African lungfish) is the source of this 5508-nucleotide messenger RNA. It is a transcript of the gene PLXNB2, whose product is annotated as plexin B2. Gene Ontology annotation, molecular function: semaphorin receptor activity; protein binding. NCBI's taxonomy places the organism in Eukaryota, Metazoa, Chordata, Ceratodontiformes, Protopteridae. Gene Ontology annotation, cellular component: semaphorin receptor complex. Gene Ontology annotation, biological process: positive regulation of axonogenesis; regulation of GTPase activity; negative regulation of cell adhesion. The record is from RefSeq and is a predicted model, not a curated record.